Molecule: messenger RNA, 2297 nt
Organism: Suillus subaureus
Lineage: Eukaryota; Fungi; Basidiomycota; Agaricomycetes; Boletales; Suillaceae
Exons: 3
Coding region: 353-2095 (580 amino acids)
Source: RefSeq, a predicted model, not a curated record
AUUGCGUAAUUUGUACACAAUCUUUUUGGCAAGUGACGAUACUGGUGUUGAUUGCGGUUUUUCACCAUUCCCUAGGCAAAGCUUCCCUGACACGCUGGUUAGGUCUUCAUAGCAAUGAUGGGGCCUUAAUAUUGUCAUCUCAAGUCAUUUCAGGCUGUGGGCGACACUGCCCUCGCUGAAAGUCACCGAACAAAGUCUAGAUCAAACGGGCGGAAUCCGGCGGAUGCUUGACAGUACCCAAAUUCUGGUGAGAAGUUUUCACUAAAGUAUAAAUGCAGAGACGACUGUUUCCAGUAAGUCAAACCAAUUUAUACAAGACCAAUCUACAUGCAUAGUCGAUUCAAUUAAUCUGAUGCUCUCGCAUAAAGGCUCUCAGGCAGCUGUCUUACUACUACUUGUGCACGCUGCCGGAACGGUCGUCGCAGCAGUUGACUUCACUCAGUGUCUGAACGAUAUUGUUCAGAAUGCGAAUGCUACUCAAAACUUAGCUGGUUUACUCAACGGUGACGGAAAUCCUGUGUCGAAUGUUGCUGAUGCGACAUCGAUCAGCUACUCGUUGUGCACAUCCAGCUGUGGGACUGGACAGGAACCUUUCCAGUGGUCUGUCUUUUCGCAAGAAUUCAGUGCGUGGCUAUUGCCAAAUCUUGCACUGAUUUCGCAGCUCCCAUUUGGGGCACAGUACAGACUUGAUAAUCUCAUGUCUGCCGUCUUAACUGUUGGGUCACCGGCACUUGCUGGUUACUCUCUAUUCAUCACCCUCCUCAACUCUCGCUGGAUCAACCGCCGGUUUGAUCACUUAGUGGACUAUCCUAAUUCACGUUUCGUACUCUCCAUCUUGAGCAGCCUUCAGCAAGUUCCGCUCAGACUGCAUCCUGAUCGCGCACGCUUACCCUCCCUCAUCGUCCUUCCGGAAAACGACUCCUGGUGGAAAUGUCUCGCUGAAUUUGUGGACUACACUCAUACAUGGUCAAUCGCUUCCGCAACCUCCAUUGCAUGGGUCGUUGUCGCCUAUAUCCUAACUGUAGCCAACUCACUAUCGAAUGUUUACGCAAACGUUCAAUCCAAUGGAGAGGCUACUGGCUCAAUGUGGUUGUGGUUGAUUCCGAUAGUCGUCGGAUGGCUCCAACUCUCCCCAAAAUGCGACUUCAAUCGUUUACAAGCUGCUUAUGACCGUGCAGACAGACAUAGUAUGCACGCAGGAACAUCGGACAUUGGUGCCGGGAUGUUUCCCGCGUCAUCCCGGAGACCUUUGGCAAUAACUGCCAAGGAGGAUGAUGUGAUGUCUCCAGACGAACUCCUCACCCCUCCGGUGUUUAAUUACUCGCGUUCGCUGCGAUGGGCAUCUACGGCAGAUACUAUCUUCAUGGUGUUCAAAGCGGCAUCAGAGAAGGCUCGUAUCCAUCUUCCCGUUUGUAGGAGUGAUUGGGUCGAAUCUAGCAUUAACAUCGAGUCCGUCACUACCCAAGACAAUGAUGACAGAAACCGACAUGGGCCCCUCCAACACGUCUCUAUGUACUACAUACAACCCAACAUGGUACAGAGUCUAAGCAGCCAUUGGGCACCUGGUGUGUUCACCAGAAUGGUUACCGCUUCCUGCGCUUCGCUUGCAUUACAAUGGGGAACAGUCGGAGCAGCAUUUCUGGUGGGGUGGUUCACACCUACAACAGGAAUAGGGUGUCGAACUAUGGGUUAUCUCCUUUACGGAGUCAUUUCGACUUUAGUUUGGAUGAUGCUCCUGUUGUCCAGUAUUCUCGCCCACUCUGCCACCGCCGACCCCCGCCGAGUAUCGCUAUAUGCACGUAUUGCUUUGGGGUUUUCGCACGUCCUGCGAUGGACGGGCAAAUUGUUGGCCCUAUUAAACUUUUGUUUGGUGAUCAUGGCAUGCGUAUUCCAGUACUCCAGCUUCUACGAUAGAUGUUACUGCAAUUCCAGCGUGUUUAGCAGGCGAGGCGCAGCGUAUGCUGUGAUCAUCGAAACCGCAGCCCAAGCUGCACAGGCUAAGGCUGCCUGGAUCGGUGCCCUUGUCUUAGCGUGUACAUCAGCAUCGGUUUUCCUUGGUGUCCUGAAUCUCUUGUUGGACACUCUACCACCGUAGGCAAGCGAGAGGAGUAACUUAUGUUGUAAAACUAUUUGACAGUAAUACUAUGUUCGAACAGAUGACUUGACUUUGUGAAAUUAUCGUUUCAUUGGAUGAUACCCCACCUAAAUGUUCAGGCCUGCAGGGAGAUAAUACUUGUCUUACAGCCAUCCAUGCGAAUGAGGAUGGAGAGAAAAUGAAAAUAGUAAUGCUGUACCCA